CAGUCGAAAGACCCCACAAACAAUAUGAAAACUUUUUGGCUCUUGGCUUUCUGCGCACUGGCGGCUUCGGCCUAUGCUCUGGACGAGUCUGACCGCGUCAAUGGAGAGAAUGGCUGGUACGUGCCUAAGUUGGAUGGCAGCUUCGAGUGGAUCGAUAUGGACGUGGCAGAGGAUUGGCUUGACCAGCAGGAGAUGUUCGAAGCUCGUCUGAGCACAACACCCGUCAAAUUCUACCUGUACACCAAAUCCAACCCCACCAAGGGCACCAAGAUCACGGCCACCAGCAAGUCCAUCAGUGGAUCCAACUUCAAUAGCAACAACCCAACCAGAGUUGUCAUCCACGGCUGGACCCAGAGCAGCUCAUCGGGCAUGAACAAGAACAUUCGUGACGCCUGGCUGAGCAAUGGCGAUUUCAACGUUAUUGUCGUGGACUGGGCUCGUGCACGUUCGGUCGAAUAUGCUUCCUCUGUUUUGGCUGUGCCCAAGGUGGGCAAGAAGGUCGCCAGCAUGAUCAACUACCUUGUCUCCGACCAUGGCUUACGUCUGGACGAUCUGUACAUCAUCGGCCACAGCCUGGGCGCCCAUGUGGCGGGCUAUGCUGGCAAGAACACCAACGGACAGGUGCACACCAUCAUCGGACUGGACCCUGCCCUGCCCCUGUUCAACUACAACAAGCCGAACAAACGUCUCAGCUCCACCGAUGCCUGGUACGUGGAGUCCAUUCAGACCAACGGCGGCAAGCUGGGCUUCCUCAAGCCCAUUGGCAAGGGCGCCUUCUACCCCAACGGUGGCCAGAACCAGCCGGGCUGCACUCUGGAUGUGACUGGUGCCUGCUCCCACGGACGCUCUGUGACCUACUAUGCUGAGGCCGUCUCCCAAGACAACUUCGGCACCAUCAAGUGCGGCGACUACGAGUCAGCCGUCAAGAAAGACUGCGGCAGCACCUACAGCGGCGUGCGCAUGGGCGCUGAUACCAACGCCUACAUGGUCGAAGGUGACUUCUACGUGCCCGUGAACAGCAAGGCUCCAUACGGCAAUAUCCAAUGAAUUACUGUGACGCAAUAAAACAAUUUUUUGUCGAAAACCAUCAAAAGC
Messenger RNA from Drosophila hydei, 1095 nucleotides. Its product is annotated as phospholipase A1-like. The coding region runs from base 25 to 1047 and encodes 340 amino acids. Lineage: Eukaryota; Metazoa; Arthropoda; Insecta; Diptera; Drosophilidae. Gene Ontology annotation, molecular function: lipase activity. The transcript has 3 exons. Gene Ontology annotation, biological process: lipid metabolic process. The record is from RefSeq and is a predicted model, not a curated record.